This is a messenger RNA of Penicillium daleae, 2460 nucleotides long. RefSeq lists its product as uncharacterized. Gene Ontology annotation, cellular component: chromatin. Lineage: Eukaryota; Fungi; Ascomycota; Eurotiomycetes; Eurotiales; Aspergillaceae. The record is from RefSeq and is a predicted model, not a curated record. Gene Ontology annotation, molecular function: zinc ion binding; DNA-binding transcription factor activity, RNA polymerase II-specific; RNA polymerase II cis-regulatory region sequence-specific DNA binding. The transcript has 6 exons. The annotation marks the transcript as partial. Gene Ontology annotation, biological process: regulation of transcription by RNA polymerase II; DNA-templated transcription.
UUUGCGAGUACUGGCGAUAUGCUAGCCAAUUCUCGACCCUCCAAUCCUCCCUACGCUGGCCUGAAGGCCCGGCGCCGUCGGAAGACCUCUAAAGAAGAGCGCAUCUGUCCAGUCUGCGCGCAAGCAUUCAAGAAAGCGGAGCAUUUGGCUCGACACUUGAGAUCGCAUACAAAAGAAAAGCCGUUCAACUGUCUGGUCUGCAAUAAGGCGUUUGCCAGACAAGAUACCCUGCUACGCCACUCGCGAUCGCAUCCCGCUGGGAGCAAUGCGUAUACCAGUACAGCCGGAAUGUACAGACCGGCCGACGAAUCUAUGGAUGAAUCUAUGGAUGAAGAACACCCGUCUCCCAAUCUGGACCCAGAGCUCAUCUCGCAUACGAUCGGCCCAGAUCCAGCAGUUCCGCUCCAUCUCGAGCAUAUGAACCACCUCGACGCUCUUAAUCCCAUGGGAGGAAACAUGAUGGCACCAGUAUCUCCUCCAAACAGCUCAUCAAUCGACAAGCAUACCCCAAACAUGUCCAUCGGCGAGACCAGCACUUACCCAACUCAAGUCACACCCUUAAACUCCCUCUUCUCUCUAGAGACUGGUGACGCCUGGAGAAAUCAAACCAGCCCACAGCCUCCUAUAUGGGACUACCCGCUAGACCGAGAAUGGGAGACACUUCUCACCGGCGCCGACUUUGAUUUGGAAGCCGUGAAUUUAUCCCUUCUAUAUGCUACCUCUGACUAUGUCCCUGUGGAGACUAUACCCGGCGUGGACAUGUCACGACCACCUCCCCCAGCACAGCCUGCUUCAGUGGAUAGCGAUCACGCUAAGAGGCAUGCCAAUGCGGUACAGAGAAAGUGGCACACGUUUUCGGAAUUUGCCUCCUCGGGCCAAAUGACGCCCGACGUGCCUCGUGAAGCAAGUCUGAUUGACGAGUCGUAUCGCAAGCGGUUAGCGGAGCGUCUUCAACAACGGGUACAGCAUGGCAUUUUGCCUUCGACUCCUUUUCUUGACCUUUGCAUUCAAGCAUAUUUUUCCAAGUUCCAUCCUCUCUUCCCCGUGGUGCACAUGCCCACUUUUCGACCGGGAACCCAAAACUCCAUUCUCCUUUUGUCGGUCUGUUCUGCUGGUAGUCUUUUCGUUGGCUCGUCGCGUGCCAUAUCCCAUGGGAUCAGUAUGUUUGAGCGGCUGAACAAGGCUAUACUCUCCUCGUGGGACACAUACGUUUCCAAAUCUUGGGGAAGUUCCUUAGUGGCCCUGCAGGCUUCGAUAAUUGGACAGAAUUUCGGUUUAUUGAUGGGGCGACCAAAAGACUUGACGGGAAUCGAGAUGUGGCAUGGCUCUAUCGUUGCGACUCUCACACAAAUUCUAACGAUCAAUAGAAUUGUCCUCGGUCUCUAUAUUCAUGAUGCCGAACUCGCUCGCUUGCACCAUCACGAACCUCUCCUCCGCCACUCCCUCGAUCGUCUCCCCCAAAUAUCAUCCAACGACCUCUUCACAGCAUCCAGUGCAGAACACUGGAAAUAUCUCAUGCUCGACGAACAAGCACGCACCCUCACGAAUAACCCCCCUCGUAACUCUCCACCCCCACAAUCAAAUCCCCUCCCACAGGCAGUUCUCCCUAGCGAUUUUGCACUCUGCGGUAUGCUCGAAUCUAUAAGCGCAAUGGCCUGCGAAACACAAGAUCAACACUCUCUCCACUUCGAACACUCCUCAUCAGCAUCAAUAUCAAUAUCAACCUCCCUCCCUUCCUCAUCAUCUACACCCGCACCCUCAAAAUGCCACACCCUCCUCACCACAUGGCACACAACCUACCAUGCACCCCUCCAAAACAAACCGGGCUGGCCCUGCCUAAUGAUGCUCUGGCACUCAAUCCACAUAACCCUACACGCAGACAUCAACGCCCUCGAAUGCGCCGCCGGCCGCGAGGGCUACGACGGCGUCCAAAAGUACACUCCCUACGCCCAGGCCUGGCUACGGUCCGCCGAUGCAAAACGCUGCUUAUUACAUGCCCUGCUUAUCCAGAAGAAUUUCGAAUCGUUAUCCGCUGGCGCGGAGCCGGCGAUUUACGUGCCGAAGUGUUUGUAUUAUGCUGGGUUGGUGUGGGCGUGUUUUUUGUGUUUCGGUGGACCCAGUGUACAAGGACAUGAGCACGGGCCUCGAGCUGCAAAUGAGCAUGGCAAUGAAAAUGAGAAUCAACCCUGCGAUGAUGAUGGUGAUGACCACGCGAACCACGACGAGGUCAUCACCAUCGGGCCCGCGGAGACUCUACAAUUCGCAGAACUCCGUUUACCCGGUGUUGAUGGGAUAGGGGUGUUUUUGGAGCAGAUGGGGGGAUUGCAGCCGCGGCGGUUGGCGAUGGGGAGUCUUUUUCGGAUUAUUGAUUUGUUGCAGCGGAUCAGUCAUUGGAAGAUUGCGCAAAGUUUGGCGGCGACGCUUUUGGUUGUUGUUGAGGAGACGCAGGAUUUGUUUUGA